CCUUCCGAAGCAGCCCUGCAGCCACGUCCCACGGUCCCCCUCUAAAGCCAUCCUGGCUUCGAGAUCUUCAGGGAUCCAGACAUGUCUGAAGUGAAGAACCGAAAGAAGCCGGGGCCCAAAGUGGCUGCCCCUGAGCCCGAGAAGCGAAGUGAUAGCAGGAAAAACCCCGAGGCGCGAGGUGGCGCGGGCUGGGCGGACCCCCGCACCGGGCUCAGCCUGCUGUCUCUGGCGACGAGCCUGGGCCUGGCCUGGCUUGUAUUUCAACAAUCAGAAAAGUUUGCGAAGGUAGAAGAACAAUACCGGUUACUGCAAACAGAGAGCAGCGAGUUUCAAGGACUCCAGAGUAAAAUCAGUUCAAUUUCCAACAAGCUUGAGUCUACUGAAAAUACCCUCCAGGAAGCUACAUCGUCCAUGUCUUUGAUGACCCAGUUUGAACAGGAAGUAUCUGGCCUCCAAAGAUCCAUCCGUGACGUAGAGAAUACUGAAGAGAUGCUCACACAGAAGAUGCAAGACCUUACUGAGAAAUUCCAGAACAUUACAGAUUUCUGGAAGCGAACACUGGCAGAAAUGAGCGUUGAUACAGCCGUUUUCAAAUCAGAAGCGAAGAAUACACAUUCUGAAGUUACCCUGAAGAUUAACUCAGCUGAGCAGGAGAUAAAAGUGCUCACUGAACGUCUAAAAGAUUUGGAAGACAGCACGCUACGAAACAUCAGAACAGUGAGCAGGCAAGAAGAGGAAGAUCUUCUACGGGUAGAGGCACAGCUUAGUUCUGAUACAGAAGCAGUUGAGAAGCUAGAAAAAGACCAGCACACGCUCCUAGCCAGAGAUGAAGAUCUGACCAAUAAACUCUCCAGCUACGAACCCAAAGUAGAAGAGUGCAAGGCACACUUGCCAACUAUAGAAAAUGCUGUCCACUCUGUUCUCAGAGUCUCUCAGGAUCUGAUAGGAACAGAACGGAAGAUGGAAGAGCUGACUAUCCAGAUGUUCAACAUGGAAGACGACAUGCUGAGGGCAGUUUCUGAAAUCAUGGAGAUGCAGAAAACCCUUGAGGGGAUUCAGUAUGACAAUAGCUUAUUAAAGAUGCAAAAUGAACUGGUUGUUCUAAAAGGAAAAGUUCAUGAUUUCAUAGCAUAUUCAAGUGCACGAGAAAAGGGGACUUUGGGAGAAUAUAAUCUAGAAAAUAAGGGAACUGAUGAUUAUUAAAUUUACCGCAUGUCUUCUAAUGGGCUUUACUACUAAGCGGGAAUCAGUCAGGCCUACAUUUUUUAGUUGCUAUGUUCUGCCUCACUUAACCUGAGAACGAGACGAGGGUGCACAAGAUGGAGCAUGAAUCUACUCAAACUUUUAUCUUCUGAAGCUCUAAAACUUACUCUAACUAUUUUCAUAGAAAUACUUCUAAAAUAUAUAUUGUUCUACUUUUUAGGCAGUAUAUUUAAUAUUUACAUGUCUUUCCAAUAAUUAAUAGACAUCACUAUGAAUUGUAUUUUUGUAGCUAUCUAUUAUGGAGAUAGAGAGACAAACAGAUAAUCUAUAGCGAACAUUAAAACCU
This is a messenger RNA of Grammomys surdaster, 1549 nucleotides long. RefSeq names its product IKBKB interacting protein (gene Ikbip). The transcript has 3 exons. NCBI's taxonomy places the organism in Eukaryota, Metazoa, Chordata, Mammalia, Rodentia, Muridae. Bases 82 to 1203 code for a protein of 373 amino acids. The record is from RefSeq and is a predicted model, not a curated record.